Phaeoacremonium minimum UCRPA7 is the source of this 933-nucleotide messenger RNA. RefSeq names its product putative plc-like phosphodiesterase protein. The transcript has a single exon. Gene Ontology annotation, molecular function: phosphoric diester hydrolase activity. The record is from RefSeq and is a predicted model, not a curated record. Gene Ontology annotation, biological process: lipid metabolic process. Lineage: Eukaryota; Fungi; Ascomycota; Sordariomycetes; Togniniales; Togniniaceae. The coding region runs from base 1 to 933 and encodes 310 amino acids.
AUGGGAGCUCACGACUCGGCUUUCUUGAGGGACGCCUCAACAGACAAUUCAGUUGCCGGAAACCAGUACUUCAACGCAACGGUCGCUCUGUCAGCUGGUAUUAGGUUACUUCAAGCACAAGUCCAUAAUGAAAAUGGAACCUUGAGGCUCUGUCACACGAGUUGUGAUGUGUUGGAUGCGGGGACACUUGAGGCAUGGCUAGGAAAAGUCAAGUACUGGAUGGAUGAGAACCCGAACGAGGUGGUGACGAUCCUGCUGGUCAACUCGGACGACGUGGACGCCUCAGACUUCGGUUCCGCCUUUGAAUCUUCUGGCAUUUCGGACUACGGCUAUACGCCCUCCUCGACAACCGCCACAAGCGACUGGCCCACACUGCAGACGAUGAUUGAUGCCGGCACACGCCUGGUCACUUUCAUCGCGUCCAUCACUUACGAUAGCACAUACCCCUACCUUCUGUCCGAGUUCGAGUACGUCUUUGAGACCGCUUAUGAGGUUACGAGCCUGUCCGGCUUCAAUUGUACGCUCGACCGGCCCUCAUCCGCCUCCUCAGCAAGCAGCGCCAUCAGCGCUGGUAUGCUCCCACUCAUGAACCACUUCGCCUACUCGGCCCUGAGCGCUAGCAUCCUCAUCCCAGACGUCAGCGACAUCGCGACCACCAACAGCCCCAGUACCUCCACCACCGGCGCCCUCGGCACCGAGGCCGAGCAGUGUGCCGGCGAGUGGGGCAUCAACCCGGUCUUUGUCCUGGUCGACUUCUACGACCAGGGCCCUAGCAUCGACACGGCGGACAACCUGAACGCGAUCACCGCCACGGGGCGUGGCUCGAGCAGCUCAGACAGCGACAGCACGAACGCCGGGUCGCAGCAGCGCGGGCUGGGGAUGAAGACUGGUGCUCUGGUUGCGUUUUUGGCAGCUGCGGUUUUCCUAGUCUAA